This is a messenger RNA of Aaosphaeria arxii CBS 175.79, 1086 nucleotides long. RefSeq lists its product as uncharacterized. NCBI's taxonomy places the organism in Eukaryota, Fungi, Ascomycota, Dothideomycetes, Pleosporales. The record is from RefSeq and is a predicted model, not a curated record. The coding region runs from base 1 to 1011 and encodes 336 amino acids. The transcript is spliced from 2 exons.
AUGAACGCAAAACUCGCAGCUUCGGCACUCAUCGUGUCUUUUGUUCAAGCCAAUAUCCUUCCACGUGCCGAACCGCUACGGACCUUCAUUGUCCCUUUGCCCACGCAGGCGCAGCCAUUCACUUCCACAGUACGAGGAUGCAGUGAUGUACCGCCUUUUGCUGUUGUUGGUGUUCCAACGGGAACUUUCCGACCUGAGACUAUUACAAUCUAUGGUCCCCCCCAAGCAGACCCAACCUCGACCACGAUUAUUGACCCAGCCUCCAACGCCACCGAAGUCAUUAUCAUCACUCGAUUGCAAGGAGAAUGUGCUUCAUUCCCACUUCCAGAACCUACUCCAACUCCCCCCAAACUCACCGGCAAUCCCACUGGAGGCGCGCCCACAGGAACACCAACUCCAAGCGCAGAAGCCUGCCCGGAGAAUGGAUGCCAGGCCAAAGUAAUUAGAGCCGCCCAGAGCGUCAUCGACGCCAUCAACAAAGUGACUCUACUCUCUCAGGAUCUCCAAGCUGCAGCCAGGAAGAUAGGAGACCCUGUUUCGAAGCGAGACCUCGCAGCUGCACAAGCGCCAUUUGAUGAUGUCGCUCGUGGCCUUAGAGGCAUCUCGGUCACCUUGUCCGUCUCACUGCCGCGCCUCACAGUCUUGCCUCCCUUUCCUCCAGGGUGCGAUACCGACGCCAUUGUAAUCGCUUUGAUCCAGUUUGUGCGGGUGCAUCAAGCGCUGUUGAACAUUAUCAUUGGUCGCCGAGGCGUACUGGAGAACAGCCCCAUCAGGAGAGACACAAUCGAGGAUGCUGUACUAAGGCGUGAACCCGUGGAUCUUGAGACAGGUGGAGAGGCUGCGAUCAUUGGACCGGCUAUCGCAGCAGGUCUACGUGCGGUCGAAGGUGUUGUCGACACACUGGCUUUCCAGAUCUUGAGGCUUGUUCCUACUCGCUCGGAGUGUGCGAAGCAGCAGAAGGAAGCCAUUGACGGAUCUCUUUCAGAGGCUAUCACUCAGUACGAGAGUUAGAAUGUUCUGAUGGUACGAUACGCCAUUGGCGUAGGCGGUUCAGUCUGGAAAGAAAGAUUGGUUUUUUGCUGAAAG